This is a messenger RNA of Pimephales promelas (fathead minnow), 3046 nucleotides long. RefSeq names its product TIMP metallopeptidase inhibitor 2a (gene timp2a). Gene Ontology annotation, biological process: response to hormone; response to cytokine; negative regulation of membrane protein ectodomain proteolysis. Gene Ontology annotation, cellular component: extracellular matrix. The record is from RefSeq and is a predicted model, not a curated record. Gene Ontology annotation, molecular function: metalloendopeptidase inhibitor activity; protease binding. NCBI's taxonomy places the organism in Eukaryota, Metazoa, Chordata, Actinopteri, Cypriniformes, Leuciscidae.
AUUAAGGCAUGAACCUGGUCUCUCCACGAGAACACACCCAUAGAAGGCAGUGGAAAAGAAAGAAGCCUGGAAAGACCAUUAGAUAGAGCAGCAGUGCACUUCCUUUAUUACCAACAAGCCCUUUCGGAAUUUAACAGCAAUAGUCAUACUAAAACUCAGCGUGUGGGCAUCUUGAACGGCGGUGGACAUUGUACUUUUCGGCUGUGUGAGGGACUGGAUCUUUGUUGUCACUGCAGAAGAUCGUCUACCUGCCUCUAUAUUUGCUGUCAGAUAUUAAAGUGAAGCAAAGAUGAAGAGCUGUAUUGGCACACUUGUGGUGCUGGUACUGUUUCGGUUGGGAGAGAUCGCAGAAGCGUGCAGUUGUUCCCCCGUUCAUCCUCAACAGGCGUUCUGCAAUGCUGAUGUUGUAAUCAGGGCCAAGGUGGUUGGGAAAAAAGAGGUGGAUUCUGGGAAUGAUAUUUAUGGGAACCCUAUCAAGCGGAUCCAAUAUGAGAUCAAGCAGAUCAAGAUGUUCAAAGGCCCAGACCAGCACAUUGACGUGAUCUUCACCGCACCCUCGUCUGCAGUGUGCGGGGUGACGAAUUUGGACACUAACGGCAAAAAGGAGUACCUCAUCUCAGGCAAGGCGGAGGCCAACGGCAAGAUGCACGUGACUCUGUGUGAUCUCAUCAUGCCCUGGGAAUCCAUGAGUGCCACCCAGAAGAAGAGCCUCAGUCAGCGCUACCAGAUGGGGUGUGACUGCAAGAUCACGCGUUGUGCGACCUUCCCAUGCGAGAUCAACGCCCCAGAAGAGUGUCUGUGGACAGAUUGGGUGACGGAGAAGAUCAUUCAGGGCCGCCAGUCCGACCACUACGCCUGCAUCAAGAGAGGAGACGGCUCCUGCGCCUGGUACCGUGGAGUCGCGCCACCCAAGAAAGAGUUUCUGGACGUAGAAGACCCUUAAAGUAUCUCUCUCGCCCUCUCCACAUCACCCAAUCUGAGAUUCUUACAAAUAUCAUAGAUAAGGUGUAAGUUAAUAUCGACAUAAAGACAAAACUUUACCAAAUUGAAAUUUAAACAUCGUAAGGCUAGAUUAGUGUACAGUCUUCAUUAGAUAUCGCAACAUGAGAUAGAAUGGAGCGAAAGUAAUGACCCCCACCUGAGGCAUCGUGUGAGGGACAAUCUUUAAAACGAGAGCACUUUCUGCCCCCCCAAAAACAGCGCUUAGGUUUCUCUCUGCAAAAAAGGACUGAACAAUAUCCCAAAACUGCAGUCUCUCAGCUCAUUUCACAUAUUCAAUUUCUGGCAUUCUGGUCCAAAUCCACCCGGGGUGGUAGUGAGAGUAUUACUUUUGAAGGCAGUGUUAAUUUCCCAAAGCCAUGCCAAUUGGUCCACUCAGAUAAAUGGUGAGGCUGGACUUCCCAGAUAGUUCAAAGAUGUGCAGGGACCUGGAAAGAACUUAAGACAGCUGGGGUUUGGGAAAAAAACUAAAAAAUUAAAGACCAAAGUCGAUGUCGAUAGACAUGAAUUUGUGAUGGAAACAAAAUUUUGCUGCUGACCAAAUGAUAGAAUGUUGAACUGUUGUAUAUGAAGCUGUUCUUCACUUCACCUCCACUGCUUUUCAUCAUCCUUUCAUGGUGCAUCCUUCAUAUAUAUAUAUAUGAAAAAUGAAGGAACAACAAUGUUAACAUCUAUUAUUCCGGCAAUAUACAAUAAAUUCCUUUAAUUCGAUUUUUUUAUUCACAUUUAUGAAUCAAUCAUCCCUAAUGUUUUGUUAGUAUGUUUGUUUACCUUUUUGAACCUUUAACACCUACAAUGAGUCGUUUUAUGCAUUUAUUCCUCCGUUAAUAGUUCAGUGAUGAUACUAUUUAAACUUGUUGCACUUUUUAAAGACAAAACCAAGAGGACUGUCUCCUCUUUUUUUGUAACUCUCAUUUUCAAUGCUUUCGUUCUUGUUUUGCAAAAGCUUUAAGCAUCAUUUAUCUAAGAUCCUAGUGAGCUCCCUUGCCUUCUGUAUUGUUGUUCUUUUACGUGUCAUUAGAUUAUAUACCCGAAGAGGUAUGUAAGACUUUAGUUGCCAUGGCAAUGGAAAGACCCUUCGUUUUGCCCUAGAGUAAAACAAGGCUGAUUGGAUUGGCAUGCAAAGACACAGGCCUAUAGCAUGCGUUGAGAAAGAGGAAGCAAAGAGCGAGGUUCCUUCCUUCUGUGAUGUUAAUAAACUCAGGAGUUUAUUGGCAGCUUGAGAAGAAGGCACAGAGUUGGGUUGUUGCAACUGUCCCCUGAUUGGGCGUUGCCAAGUCACGUGAUUGACUGAGGGUGAGGCGUUUGAAUACUAGUUGCUAGGCGCUUCGUCAGGGUGAACCAUGUGUCCCGAUGUGGUCAUAGUGUUAGAGAGAAAAAGAGAGAGAGGGAGUAGACAGACCGCUGAUGAACUGACGAAAGCAACAAUAAAAGUGUUGAUCCAUUUGGACGAUAUAAUGCAUCACAACCAUUGUAUAAAAUCAACACAGAGAUCAUUCGUAUUGACAAAGGGAGCAUUCUUAUGAGUAUUCGUUCAAUUCAUGCCUUUCUAUUUUGUAUCAGUGGUCCAGCAUAAAUGUAUGAAGCUUUUUUUUUCUUCUUUUUGCUUAAGAUGUAAUUUAAAUUAAGAUUUGUUUCAAUAUCCUCGUUUCUUUCUUCAUACCAGAAGCAUUGUCAUAACUCUUACGAAUAGGCUCUAUAAAUCUACAAGGUUAAUGUUUAAUAUGCAUUAAGCUAUAACUACUUAAACUGCUUUGUAUUAAUUGUUAUUGAACUUUAAUGGCGUAAGUUAAAUGAUUUUGUUUCUACUUUUUUAAAAAUGUGUUAUUACCUUUGAUUUAUAUGAUCAUUGAGUCAUUUUUACCAGUCUUUGUCUUUCUCUUUUAUGAUUUGCUGAAAAGAGCAGGAAUGUGAGGCCUGAACCACAUGAUAAGAGUUGUGGUAGAAGAACCCGACUAUGCAUGUCUUUGAUGCUUUUUGUAAUUCCAUGUGAAUGUUCACUUGACGGAUAAAUAUACAGUAUUACCAAAUAAAACAUUAAACUACA